AUUUGUAGACAGGCAAAUUAUUGGACACAUCAAAUAUAACUACAGUGAGUCAAGCAAGCUGUCAGUUUGUGCUGUCGCUUCAGUAUUUAUGUUUUCUGAAAGCGUUCACUUACUUAUUGGUUUAUAUUAAAGACCUCGUUUGUCAAGAUGCCGAAGGGAGGAAAGAAGGGUGGACAUAAAGGUCGCAUGCGGACUUACACGAGCCCAGAUGAAAUCGAUGCUCAGAUGAAAGCAGAAAAGGAGAGGAAAAGGCUAGAGCAAGAAGAAGGGGGGGAGGGUGCAGCACAGGAUGACAAGACAGAGGAGAAGUUACCAGGCUCAGGAUCAGAGGACAGUGAUGAUGAAGAUAGCCAGAGGAGGAGAGCAGGAGUGGAAGGAUUGAUAGAAAUUGAGAACCCCAACAGACUGAGUCAAAAGACCAAGAAAGUCACACAGAUUGAGCUGGAUGAGCCCAAGCAGUUAUCAAGGAGAGAGAGAGAAGAGAUUGAGAAGCAGAAAGCGAAGGAGCACUACAUGAAGUUGCACAUGGCAGGGAAGACGGACCAGGCCAAAGCUGACCUCGCUCGCUUGGCUAUUAUCAGGAAACAGAGAGAGGAUGCGGCAAAAAAGAAAGAUGAGGGAAAAAAAGCAAAAGAAGCAGCGGCGGCAGCAGCUCGAGGAGUAAACUCCCUCUCACUGAAAUGAUGCAGAGUAUUUAUCAGAGGCAAAUUCACAUGUUUGUGGACUGGUGCAAUAUGUGGCUAUUUUUUAAAAGAAGAGCUAUGAAGAAUAUAUAAGACAUUAAGGUAAUAAAAACCACUUGGAAAUGGUUAUAAGUGA
This is a messenger RNA of Solea solea (common sole), 819 nucleotides long. It is a transcript of the gene pdap1b, whose product is annotated as pdgfa associated protein 1b. The record is from RefSeq and is a predicted model, not a curated record. Gene Ontology annotation, cellular component: cytosol. The transcript has 6 exons. Lineage: Eukaryota; Metazoa; Chordata; Actinopteri; Pleuronectiformes; Soleidae. The coding region runs from base 148 to 684 and encodes 178 amino acids. Gene Ontology annotation, molecular function: RNA binding.